GAGCAUCGCCGGGUUCUCAGGGAGGGCGCGGUAGGCGGAGCCAGCAGAGUCCGUCACCGCAGCGGUCGCGUCACUGCCGAGGGGGCGGGCCCCGGGAGGCGUUCGGGGUCACGGAGGCUGCUGCUGCUCCCGCCCUCCCGUCGGGCCCCGCACCGACUCACAAUCUCUCGCUUUGCGUUUCUCUCCCGGCUGCAUCCGGACGAAGAUGGCAACCGAUGGGCUGCACGAGAACGAGACGCUGGCGUCGCUGAAGAGCGAGGCCGAGAGCCUCAAGGGCAAGCUAGAGGAGGAGCGGGCAAAGCUGCAUGACGUGGAGCUACACCAGGUGGCCGAACGGGUGGAGGCCCUGGGCCAGUUUGUCAUGAAGACCAGAAGGACCCUCAAAGGCCAUGGGAACAAAGUCCUGUGCAUGGAUUGGUGCAAAGACAAGCGGAGAAUCGUGAGCUCCUCACAGGAUGGGAAGGUGAUUGUCUGGGAUUCCUUCACUACGAACAAGGAGCACGCGGUCACCAUGCCUUGCACCUGGGUGAUGGCGUGUGCUUACGCUCCGUCAGGAUGUGCCAUUGCUUGUGGUGGUCUGGAUAAUAAGUGCUCCGUGUACCCGCUGACAUUUGACAAGAACGAGAACAUGGCCGCCAAGAAGAAGUCUGUUGCUAUGCACACCAACUACCUGUCUGCCUGCAGCUUCACCAACUCGGACAUGCAGAUUCUGACAGCCAGCGGGGAUGGCACCUGCGCCCUGUGGGAUGUGGAAAGUGGACAGCUGUUACAGAGCUUCCAUGGGCACGGAGCUGACGUCCUCUGCUUGGACCUGGCCCCCUCGGAAACUGGAAACACCUUCGUGUCUGGGGGUUGUGACAAGAAGGCCAUGGUGUGGGACAUGCGCUCUGGCCAGUGUGUGCAAGCCUUUGAAACUCAUGAAUCUGAUGUCAACAGUGUCCGGUACUACCCCAGUGGGGAUGCUUUUGCUUCUGGAUCAGAUGAUGCCACGUGUCGCCUCUAUGACCUGAGGGCAGAUAGAGAGGUCGCCAUCUACUCCAAGGAGAGCAUCAUAUUUGGAGCAUCGAGCGUGGAUUUCUCCCUCAGCGGUCGCCUGCUCUUUGCUGGGUACAAUGACUAUACCAUCAAUGUCUGGGAUGUUCUCAAGGGCUCCCGGGUCUCCAUCCUGUUUGGACAUGAAAACCGUGUCAGCACUCUGCGAGUGUCUCCUGAUGGGACAGCAUUCUGCUCGGGAUCGUGGGAUCACACCCUAAGAGUUUGGGCAUAACCUUCUCACAGUGUGCAAGAAGAACGUGUGUCCUCUCGUGUAGAUACGACUUCUCCAUGAGCCCAGGGCUUCCCACAGAUUAGCUUAUGGGAGCAAUCUCACAGCUCGGCACUCACUCACCCCGUCCAGUGUCUCCAUGAAAUCUGUCCCCUCCCUGGAAAUACUCGGAUAGGCCGUGGCACUUCAACUGGACCUUCAAGCCCUUCUUUCAUCUCAAAAACUCUGCUAAGUUUUGUCUGUUUUUGAAAUUAUUCCAACCAAUAGAAUUCCACAUUUUAUCAGCAUUUAAAAUGCCCCUCGUUGUUUCCUUGGAUCUAGUCUGUCUUCAGAGCACUUUAAACUCUACCUUUUCUUGGCGUGGACUGUGGCUUCUAGAACCAUCCUCGGGAUGUGCCGGUUAUGUGAACUGUAAGAAUGACUGUUCACUGAUCUGUAAUAGAAGGAAAUUCCAGUUCCAGAUGUAACUACACAGAAUCACUUUUUAAAACUGUUUUUAGGUAAAAAUACCUUUUUUCAA
This is a messenger RNA of Mus pahari (shrew mouse), 1784 nucleotides long. RefSeq names its product G protein subunit beta 5 (gene Gnb5). The transcript has 11 exons. Lineage: Eukaryota; Metazoa; Chordata; Mammalia; Rodentia; Muridae. Gene Ontology annotation, cellular component: heterotrimeric G-protein complex; cytoplasm. The record is from RefSeq and is a predicted model, not a curated record. Gene Ontology annotation, molecular function: signaling receptor complex adaptor activity; protein binding. Gene Ontology annotation, biological process: G protein-coupled dopamine receptor signaling pathway; G protein-coupled receptor signaling pathway. Bases 206 to 1267 code for a protein of 353 amino acids.